Molecule: messenger RNA, 3420 nt
Organism: Paracoccidioides brasiliensis Pb18
Exons: 5
Coding region: 1-3420 (1139 amino acids)
Biological process (GO): negative regulation of cell population proliferation; cell motility; phosphatidylinositol dephosphorylation
Cellular component (GO): cell projection; nucleus; cytosol
Molecular function (GO): protein binding; protein tyrosine/serine/threonine phosphatase activity; protein tyrosine phosphatase activity
Source: RefSeq, a predicted model, not a curated record
AUGUCUUCGAGAACCCUUAUCGCAGAUGGCCUAUGGUAUUGCCUCUGUCCGUUGUACAAACAAGCGCCAUUGAGGUGGUCAAGAUUUCCAUUGCGGCGGCCGAAUCAGCACCACGGCGAUGCGGUCUUUAAGGCACGAUGCUCCGCCGCUCGACCCUUUUCUUCUACAUCACAGGAGACCUUACUGUCGACAGAACAGAAAUCGGAUUAUUCUGCGGAUGAUGGGACUUCCGAUGAACUAAAUAGAGCAGACCUGCUUAGAGAGAUAGAGCAUGCCGUUUCCAGAAACAACCCAAAGAAACCAAUAUCGAGGGAAACGUUCAAACAAUUCACCGAAAUCCAUCCAUCACUCCGAAAACUACACUCUCAUGAGGCCAUAGAGAGUAUGCUUCGCAAGACGGCUGAGUGUAGCCCAAAUUAUAGGCGCACUAUGAAACUGAUGAGAGAGCUGAUCCGGAGACGUGGCUGUGAUCCGCAAACAUGGCAUUACACUGUUAUGAUAUCGGCGAAUGCGGACGCGCUGAUGGGGUCUCCAAGACAUGUUCGAAAGCUGCUGAACGAGAUGCAAGAAUAUAAUAUACCAAUUGACUCCGCGACUCUUCAUGCAGCGUUGAGGGUCCUUGCGAUACACCCCGAUUACAUCUUGCGACAGAAUAUCCUUCAUAUUCUACGGGAUCGAUGGCUAACAAUUUCGCCGGAGGGUUGGCAUAAUGUUGUAGCAGGACUCAUUCGGGAGGGCCAGUACGAAAUGGUGUUAGACCAUCUCUCGCGCAUGCAAGCUCAACAUAUCCCCAUCGAGCCAUGGCUAUAUAGUCUGUUUAUAUACAAUCUAUGCAACGCAGAAGAGUACGAUAUGGUCCUAGAGUUGAUGGUUAGCUGGACAAAUAGCGGCAAUGAACUCUCCCCGAACCUUUGGUUUCAUGUGCUUGUUGGAGCCAGCGAGGCAUUCCACGAAAAAUGCGUGACCUAUAUAUGGAAACAGCGUGUGCAGCAAGGGCUCAUCAACCCACCCUAUGGCGUUUUCAACAAUAUCCUCAUAAUGACAUCACGAACUGGCAAUACAUGGCUAGCCCACGAAGUGUUCCGAGUUAUGCACGAGCGAAAAGCAAUUUUUCUACUGGAAGACUACCUCUGCCUCAUUGACACCUUCCUCGCCGCUGACGACCUUGAGAGUGCCCUUCGCAUAUUAUGUCCCGCUCAAAAAGCGACCUUCAAGCUCGACGAGACCGCCACACGAUCGAUCGUCACCUACUGUAUCGAAAAAAACAUCACGCCCCGCAACAUCUGGGCGACGUUAGUAAAACUGAAGGUAAAGGACCUCCAAGAUGUACCCUUAGCAGCUGUGAAUGCCGUGAUCGAAAUCGCAGUCCACCACAAGACAAUGACGGUAGCGGUGGAAUUCUACAAGGCGCUAACAGAGGUGUUUGGCCACCGGCCAGCUGCGGCAACCUUCAACUCUCUAAUCUACGGCUGCCGUGUCACAAGCUCCCAUGAGUUGGCCAACUUUUUCGUGCAGGAGAUGGUUCAGCUCGACAUCUUCCCGGACCGGAUGACGUACGAGCACCUGAUACUGCUGUGUGUAGAUGCAGGGCGGUUCCGCGAGGCACACAAAUACUUUGUUGAGAUGAUGGAGAGCGGGUUUUCGUUGACGCCUAUUUCGAAGAUUCAUGUUCGGACAAAGUGUUUUGAUUCUGAGGAUAAGUAUGCUAAGGUCUUGCAGCUCUCGGAAUUGUUGGUAUUAUUUUUACCGAGGAUAAUAGAUCUUGAUGCUUUGCAGGGCAUCAUUUUGAGAGCGCAAUUCCAUGCCUCAAUUCUCCGCCAGAUAAUAGCCGGCCCUCGCUUGCGACAUCCAGAAGCUGGUCUUGACUUGUGCUAUGUCACCGACGAAAUAAUCGUUACCUCUGGCCCGUCCUCUACCUACCCACGUCGCGCCUACCGCAACCCCACAGACUCCCUUGUUCGCUUUCUAGACCUGAAGCAUGGUGAGAACUGGUCAAUAUGGGAAUUCCGCGCGGAGGGCUCGGGGUACCCGGAUGAAGAGGUCUACGGACGUAUCCACCACUUCCCAUUUCCAGAUCACCACCCGCCACCCUUCGCCCUUAUCCCACCUCUUAUGGCGAGUAUCAGAAAUUGGCUAUUAGAAAAUGAGAAUAUUAAGGAUGGCCAGGAUGUUAAGGAUGUUAAGCAUGCCAAUGCUGCCAUAGUGGAAGGGGAACGGGAGGAUGCGAAAAGAAAACGAGUAGUUGUCAUGCAUUGCAAGGCGGGCAAAGGGCGGAGUGGGACUAUUGCCUGCAGCUUUUUGAUCAGUGAACGUGGAUGGGUGGCUGAGGAUGCCUUGAGGCAGUUUACGGAGCGGAGGAUGAGGGUUGGGUUUGGCCAGGGGGUGAGCAUCCCCAGCCAGCUGCGGUGGGUGGGAUAUGUGCAGCAGUGGACGAAUGAGUUACGGAAAGUUUAUGUGGAGAGGCCGGUGGAAAUUUUGGAGGUGCAUAUAUGGGGUUUGAGGGAUGGGGUGGAGGUUGAGAUUGAAGGAUUUGUGGAAGAAGGCAGAAGGAUUAAGAGUUUUCAUAAGUUUCAUCGGUGUGAGAGGAUUGUGAUGGGUGAAGAGAGAGAUGGGUCGACAGAGGAAGAAGGGGAAGGGAAACAAAAAAGAAGAAUUGACGCAAAGAGAGUGAAGACGUUGAUGAAACAAGGAAAAGAGGAGGAGGAGGAAGGUAAGGAUGAUAAUAGAUCUAAAUUAAACGACACUGAAACCCUGCCAGGCGCAAACAAUCCAAAAACAACCACUCCGCAAUCUCGCUCAACAUUCUCGCCGGCCUCCAGGUCCUCUUCGUUUUUCCAACCAGUAACCACACCGAAACCAUGGAGUAAAAUGAUGCAAAGCAUCAUCACCAACUCCGCCAACGUCGACGCCAUCAUGCCAGCCGUAAUUCUCCGGCCAAGCAAAAGGGUUAUUCUCCCUACCUCUGAUGUGAACAUCAGCAUCCAUCGGCGCACCAUGUCCACAUACACGGGGUGGACGAUCGUCACAUCCGUCGCACACACGUGGUUCAACGCAUUCUUCGAAGGCGGGGAUGUGUAUGAUUCAGGAGUUUUUGAAGUUGAUUGGGAUGCCUUGGAUGGCAUCAAGGGGACGUCUAAUAGGGGGAUAAGGGCCUUUGAUAGGUUGAAGGUUGUUUGGCGCUAUGCAGAAGCACAGGGAGAACCUGAGGAUGAGGGGGUAAUAUCAGCUGCUGGAGGGAAGCUUAUUCUGGAACCCGCGCCGGGUGAGCCAGUUGCUGAAGGGCAUGCGGCGGACUGGCGUGGUGAGGAGCAGCAGGGAGAAGGUGGAAUUGACCCCAAUGCUUCGAGUGAGGAGUUGCUACAGAAGUCUUUGCCAUCGCGCCCGGGUCAGGGUGGGAUCGGAGAAGGGAACAAGACGUAG